Molecule: messenger RNA, 1821 nt
Organism: Armigeres subalbatus
Lineage: Eukaryota; Metazoa; Arthropoda; Insecta; Diptera; Culicidae
Product: WD repeat, SAM and U-box domain-containing protein 1-like
Exons: 8
Coding region: 344-1717 (457 amino acids)
Biological process (GO): protein ubiquitination
Molecular function (GO): ubiquitin-protein transferase activity; protein binding
Source: RefSeq, a predicted model, not a curated record
ACGAGAACAGUCGUGUUUCGUUAGAUUAGUCAAACCGGGUUCACAACUGCAUACGAUAGCUACUAAUAAAUGUUUAUCACCUGAACCGUAGCGUAUUGCUCGUUUGUCCUAUAGCGACAUCGGUACGUUAAUGCAGCUGACUCAUUUCAUCUUGUUAAUGCAAUUGCGAGACCGAACUGUUUGGUUUUGAACCUGAUGUGCUGUUAUCAAUAGUUGCUUGCUAUCGUGAUAAGACUGAGAGUAUCGUUGAUUUUCAUGCGCAACACGUCAUUGUGGUCUGCAGAAAUUUUGAAUCUACCAAAGUGCUCGUGCGCGAUCAGUGAAUUUGAACAAGCCUAUCAGAAUGAGUGGUUCCAGAACGAAGAUAUUGCAAAAGCUAUGCGUGCAUAAUAGCGAUGUCACGUCUGUCGACUUUUUUGGGAAUUCGUUACUGGCCACAGGGUCAAGUGACAAGACGGUGCGCGUCUGGCGUUGGGUAGCCGGUAACGGAUUCUGCGAAGAACCAUUCUCACCGCUGUUAGGCCACAAGUAUGGAGUGACGAGUGUUCGCGUUUCGCCCAAGGGUGCAGUACUGGCAUCGGCCUCGGUGGACGGCACCGUGAUGCUGUGGAAUCUUGCGACCGGAGAGGAAACGAACGUGCUUACACAGGAAGCCGGUGAGGCAAUACGGGCGUGCAUCUUCAGCCCAAACGGCGCCUCGAUCGUUAGUUCCGAUGACAGUGGCUGCAUUUGCGUUUGGGGUCAGGAUAAAAGUCUCAAAAGACACAUGAAGAUUCAUGACGAAGCAAUUCACACCAUUGCUUUCUCCAGCGAUUCGAGCAUCUUGCUAACUGCCUGCACGCUCGGGAACAUUCGAUUUUACGCCGUGGAAGACGAUUUCGAGGCCGAGAUUUCGAAAGCUGAUUGCUCUAUCGAUGCUGCUCACGACAUGGGUGUACUUUCAGCUGACUUUUGCAAAAUAGUACAUACUGACCCUACCGAUAACUUUUCAAAUAUCUACACGGUGGCCACCUGCGGAACGGAUCAUUACAUCAAAAUUUGGCGCCUUUUCUACAUCCCUGCCAACGUGGACCGCACUAGAAAAUCUCGACUAAUUCCGACUACACCUCAGGAGCAUUUUUCCGGCCAAUCGUCCAUCUACAGCACGGAGGUGAUGAACGCCAGCUGUGUCCAAACGAUUGCCGCCCACGGCAGUUCGGUUACAUGUGUGAGGUUCAACAGCACCGGCACGCUGCUGAUAUCGUGCAGCCUCGAUAAGACCAUUAAGAUUUGGAACCAACAAGGAACGUGCAUCAAAACACUUGGCGAGCACUCGCGCUAUGUCAACUGUUUGGCCAUUAACAGCGACUCGACGGUUAUUGCAUCUGGUUCAAACGAUCGUUCCGUGGUCGUGUGGGAUUUAACCAACAAUAUGACCAUUGAUUCGCACAUUACCGGAAUUCGGUCGCUACUGUUCACGCUGGCGUCAAAGGCCAUGGACAUUCCGUUGGAGUUUAUUUGUCCGAUCACGCACGAGAUUAUGAAGGAUCCGGUCUAUGCGGAAGACGGAUUCACGUACGAACGAUCGGCAAUUGAGGAGUGGUUCAGCCGCGAAAAGAUUGUCUCCCCAAUGACCAACGUGGAGCUAUCAACCGAUGAGUUAGUGGAAAACGGAAAACUUAAGCAGAAAAUCGACGAGUACAUCAAAUCACAGGAUCUGGAUGACUUUGAAUCGUAGGAUGCAUCCAGUAGCUAUAAGAGUUCCUUUGAAUGGAGUGGUGUUUUGCAUUUUUAUCGUGUAAUGAUACUUGGCAGAAAUAUUUUAUCAAUUUUUUUUAUUCA